AUUUGAUUUGUCUAAAAGAUGUAGACGUAAUAGUCAGCAUAAACACACAUUUGACCGGCGAUUUAAUAGGGACGAACAAGAAGAUGUAUACAUCAUGUGGGUGUAACACUAACACAUGCUUUAUUAAUUACAUAUACAAAAAUUUAAUUUAGUUAGUUGGAGAUCUCAUACACACAACAAUAAUUAAAAUAAAAGUCAAACAGAUCUACUAUUUUCCUUUUCAUAUCACAAAGCAAACUUGUCCUACUACUUAAAUCAACACCAUCACGAAGAAAGUUUCAAGAACUCACCUAAAACACAAACAAAGGAACUCCACUUUUUUUCCACACCACAUCACACCAUGUUUAGAGCCAUGAGCACAAGGAAAAUCCAUGGUGGCUACGAAAAGCUCGGCGAUGAAGAAGCGAGACUGAAGAGGGUCUCUAGCGUUCCGGCUAGUGUUUAUGGUCAUUCAAGAAACCCGGUUCAAGAAGUGAAGAAGACACCGACAGCGAAACCAACCGGUGGUUCUGUUCAUCCUUUGUUUAGUUUCUUUGACGUUCAUUUUCAAAGAAAGAAGAAGAAUACGGCGAAGAAGAAGAGUUUAGCAACGGCGAAACCAGAGUUUGCUAGGUAUAUGGAGUAUGUGAGAGAAGGAGGUGUGUGGGAUCCGAGUUCUAACGCACCAGUGAUUCAUUACAGAUAGAUUCGUCAAGGAAAAUGAAUAAAAGAUUUGUAUAUCGUCUUUUUUUUCCAAAUAUAUAAUCUAUGAGAAAGCCAAACAAUCCUUGAUUCGAUUCGAAAAGAUGCAUCAAACAAUGUAUUAGUCAUUUUUGCACGAAUUGAUGAGUGUUUUGUACACUCUCAUGGAGAUUCCGUGAAGAAUAAGAUAAGUUCAAGGGUCUUGACUUUAAUAUAUGAUCAAAAAGUUGAUUUUGGUUUUCUUAUUUAAAAGGAUAUGUUAUAUGAACUGAAUCAAUUCGUAGUAGUUGCUAAUAUAGAAGCGGUCCCAGAGCUGAUAUCUUUGAAUCAUGUUCUAUAUUCUUCAUUU
This is a messenger RNA of Arabidopsis thaliana (thale cress), 1030 nucleotides long. RefSeq lists its product as uncharacterized. The transcript has a single exon. NCBI's taxonomy places the organism in Eukaryota, Viridiplantae, Streptophyta, Magnoliopsida, Brassicales, Brassicaceae. The record is from RefSeq and is marked reviewed. The coding region runs from base 341 to 685 and encodes 114 amino acids.